UAUCAUGUUAAUAAUAUAACGUUAUAUAAUCAUCAAUAUUGGACACGGUGACAAUGUACCUGUGCAAAUAAUUGUUCUCCAGUAGAAGAUGGGAGUGGGACCCACCUAAAUUUAUCCCAUCGGUAAGGUUUACAUAUGGACCCGGCCUUAAUCAAGCCUUCCUCCCCAUGAAAGGUCAAGUGCUUGGAUUCGUAUUGCUGCGUUGGGAUUUGGUGCAGACUUAGGUGAGCCUGAAUGGCAGGUUUAUUUGCUGUGUGGAUCACAACAAUAAAUCACAUUAAACUUGUAAGGGGGUGAUGGGCCACUCAGGCCCACUUCUAUCUUGAUUUUAUUCAUAUGUUUUAAUUCAAUCUGACCUACUUAUACCUAGUCUUGUGUCUGGUUUACGAUUCUUUUUUAUAGGAAAACUAACGAAAAGUUAAAAAAAAAAAUUAGUUUUAAUGAAAAAUGACAAAUAAAUGUGUAAUGAAUAGUACUAAGGAAGGGUAAAAAUGUGGUUUUUCGUUAAAAGUGAACAGUACCAGUAGUGUUGGGUUAAAACUUUUUUUUUUUUCCUGUUAUUUUUGGAUCGUGAUUUGAUAUGAAUGGUUUUAGGAUCCGACGUGUAUCUUCUUUGUAAUGUUUAUCGUCUUAAUACUCAUUUCUAACUUGUGUUUUCUUUAGAUGAUGCAGGGAUAUAGUAGGCAUCUGAAACUUCUCAUCUCUUUCGAUAUAUCCGUAAAUUGAACUGUCGAUCUUUAAAUCCUUGUAUAUAUGGCAACAAGAUCUAAAGAUAGCAGCCCUGCUCCAGGGAGGGAGAAUAAGAGCACAUCACCAUCAUCAAACACCAAAAGGCUCACCAAGUCCCAAACGACAUUCACUGAAAAAUUCUCUUCAACCUCAUCAGCAAAACAAGUCCCAAACUAUCUCAGGCCGACGUUAAGCGCCUCGAGGCAUGAAAACUCGCUGAGGUCAUUGGCCGCUGGAGCCAAAAAACAUGGCUCUGAAGAUCAUGCAGCGUCUCAAAAACCUACAUUGAAUAGAAGAAGAUCUUUUGACAAACCACCAUCACCUUCUAGGCUUCGGAAGGCAUUGGUAUCCCCGGGAAGGGAAGCGUCACUGCAAUCGUCGUCAAUUUCAGCAAAAACCUCAUCUAAUGCUCCGAGGCCAAGAAUAGAGAGGACAAAAUCGAGCACUUCUGUGGCUGGAAAGCCGCAGCUUUUGCAUGCAAAGAGUGUGAAGAAGAGCAACGGGAGCAGUUCGGUUAAGAAGGAGAGUUCAUCGGGUUCAACAAGAGCUCCGAAGAGUGAGGACAUAAUACAUACAAUUAAUCUCGAAGCUAAUUUAGAUGCUAUAGAGUCUUUGGAACAUCAUGAGGUUGAAGAGGUAUGUAAGAUCUCGAGUGAGGAGCAUGAUAAAGUGAUUCUUCCGGAUCCGAAGGGCGAGGAGAUUGAGCACGUUGGUGAUCAUGAUGCUGGCGUUUUUGAGGCUGAAGGGAAUAGCGGCGAGGAUGAGAAGGUGAAGGCUAGUGAGGGUGCAAAUUCUAAUUCGGCGGAAUUGAAGGAAAAUGUGGAGGAAAGAAGCGAAGAAAGCGGAAGUGUAUUGACCGAAAAAGAGGAGAAGCAGGCAGAUAAUGACCAACAAGAUGGGGAAGAGAAGGAUAAAAAAAUAGAUGAAAGCGGCGAGGCAAAGGCGGAAGAGGGUUUGAGAAGUGAAGAUCAGGAAGCAAAAGUUGAAGUGAAAGAAGAAAAGGAGAAAGAGAGUGAAAGUAAAGAAGAAAAUACAAGGGAGGAAAGCAAAAAUGUUGAGGAAAAGGGAUUGGAUGAGAAGGAAAGGGGAGAAGUUGUGGACGGCGGAGUUGAAGAAGCAAAGCCGCAAGAGGCUGCUGAGGCGGAGUCAGAGGAAGCACCAAAGUUGCGGCAAGCGAGCGAGGGAUCAUCACAAGGAGGAGGGAAGAAGGACUCAGUUCCUGCAUACAAUGAUGUGAUUGAGGAGGCUACAAACAAGUUGAUGGAGAAAAGGAAGAACAAGGUGAAGGCAUUGGUUGGGGCAUUUGAGACUGUCAUCGAUUACGAAUCCAAAUGACAAACCCUAAU
This is a messenger RNA of Pyrus x bretschneideri (Chinese white pear), 2075 nucleotides long. RefSeq names its product high mobility group nucleosome-binding domain-containing protein 5-like. Gene Ontology annotation, molecular function: calmodulin binding. The coding region runs from base 754 to 2064 and encodes 436 amino acids. The transcript has a single exon. The record is from RefSeq and is a predicted model, not a curated record. Lineage: Eukaryota; Viridiplantae; Streptophyta; Magnoliopsida; Rosales; Rosaceae.